This is a messenger RNA of Leptopilina heterotoma, 720 nucleotides long. RefSeq names its product mediator of RNA polymerase II transcription subunit 10 (gene MED10). Gene Ontology annotation, molecular function: transcription coregulator activity. Gene Ontology annotation, cellular component: chromatin; mediator complex. Gene Ontology annotation, biological process: positive regulation of transcription by RNA polymerase II. The transcript is spliced from 3 exons. The record is from RefSeq and is a predicted model, not a curated record. NCBI's taxonomy places the organism in Eukaryota, Metazoa, Arthropoda, Insecta, Hymenoptera, Figitidae. The coding region runs from base 116 to 511 and encodes 131 amino acids.
GUUUAAGAAGAGAGCUAGUGUCGAAAGACCACAGACCCCGCAGGCGCAGCCCCCGCAGACAAUCAGUGAUUUUGUAGGUUAGAAAACCAAAGAUUGUAAACGUAAACACUAAAAAAUGGCAUCUCCUUUGGAAGAUUUAGAGCUAAAAUUAGAAUUAUUUAUUGAAAAUAUGAGAUUAACUCGAAUAGUUGUAAGUGAUUUUCAACCACAGGGUCAAAAUGUACUAAACCAAAAAAUACAGGGAAUCGUUACCGGCUUACAAGAAAUCGACAAACUAAAAUCUCAAGUUAAAGAUGUCCAUGUUCCUUUAGAAGUCUUUGACUACAUCGAUCAAGGUAAAAAUCCACAACUUUAUACAAAAGAUUGCAUUGAGCGGGCACUAGCAAAGAAUGAAGAAGUCAAAGGUAAAAUUGACGGCUAUAGGAAAUUGAAGGCGAAUUUACUUGUAGAAUUCAAUCGAGUUCUUCCUAAUGAAUUGGCAAAAUAUCGAGCAAUUCGCGGCGAUGAAUAAAUUAAGUACUUUAGAUUUUUUUAUGUUUAAACAAAUAUUAUUAAUUAUUUGCUAUUUGUUAGUAAAAAUUCAGCAAUAAUAUAUCAUAAUAAUUUUUUUUAAUUUUGCUUUUUUUAAUUCAAUUAUGUUAAGUCAACUUUCUAAAUAUACUGUUUAAAUUAAUAAAUAUCUUUGAAUAAUUUUUUUAAAAUAAAAAAGUGUCUACUUGA